AUGGUGAAUCCAAAGGCAAAGAAGAAAGUCCGGACUUCCUUCGGGGCCACAGCACCACCCAUCAUUGACUAUCUGAAAGAUAUUCUACGGCGAUAUCCAGAUGGUGGACAAAUUUUGAAGGAGCUGAUUCAAAAUGCAGAUGAUGCUCGAGCCACAGAAGUGGUUUUCAUCCAUGAUGAGCGAAGCUAUGGGACUGAAAGCCUUUGGACUGAAGAACUGGAGACAUACCAAGGUCCUGCUCUCUAUGCCUACAACAAUGCCGGAUUCACUGAUGAAGACUGGAAAGGGAUUCAGAGAACUGGAAGGAGUGUCAAGCGUGAUGACCCAAACAGAGUGGGAAGAUUUGGAAUCGGCUUCAACUCUGUUUACCACAUAACAGAUGUGCCAAGUAUAUUCAGUUCAGGCCACCUUGGCAUGAUGGAUCCCCAAGAAAAAGUAUUUGGAGAGAGAAAUGGAGGGUUUCGGUGGUCUUUGGAUGAUGCUGAAGACCAAGAAGUUCUGCUGAAUAUGAGUGAUCAGUUUCAACCAUUUAGAGAUAUAAUUUUGCUUUUAUGCGGACAAGAAUGGUCAACAGUUGUCAUGGAGGAUCAGCACUUCAAUGGGACAAUUUUUAGAUUUCCUUUACGCAAUGAAGCAUCAGAAAUUUCUGAUAAUCUGUAUGACUCAGAUAAAGUGGUUGAGCUUUUUGAUAGCUUCAUUGCAGAUGCAGAUUUGAGCCUCCUCUUCUUGAAAAAUGUCACCUCCGUGUCCUUGUUACAUAUUAGUGAAGAUGGAGCUGUUAACACCAGACUUGAAGUGAAAUCCUCAGUCCCCACAGAUGGUGUUUUGGAGCCAGAAGAGGAGUCAGUCACUGAGGGUCUAACAAGGUUCAAAGUUAUAACUGUGAGUUCAAAAGACCAAAAAGAGACAAAGUGGCUUCUGACAACAUGUACCAUGAAAGAGGGCGUUGCAGAAGAUCUCGAUUUGCUUACAAAGAAGUUGAGCUUUUUACCUCAAGUUGACCUGGCAUUCCCCUGUGAUGAUCAAAGCUCAGUGUUGUAUCAAGUCUACAACAUUAAUCACUCAGAAUUUUCCCACCUUUCAAAUGAUGAUAUGAAGGAGUUUCAGAUCUUCCUCCAGUCGGGAUUAUCAAAGUCCAAAGACAACCAAGAGUAUGUGAGGAAACUCAAAUCCUUACCAAUAUUUGAAACAACACAUGGUGAACGAGUGAGGAUUGAUGGAACUAAAAAGGUUUAUGUUCUCAACAUCGAAUAUUCAGUCAUGUUUCCAGAUUUGCUCAACCUACCUAACAGCAACAGCAUUUUUCUCAAGUUCAACUUCGAGAACUACAUGCUGUCAGAAACAGUCAACAUUCAGGUCCUGAAGGAUUUGCAGUAUUUCAUGAAGUUCAUUCUACCUGCUGUACACCAACUCACCGAGACACAGAUUCUUCACAGCCUUAAGCUGUUGCUGUCACUAUAUUACUCUUCAGAGGACAAGAAAACUAUCAUCUCCUCACUGAAGACAGUGAAACUGAUUCGCAGUUCUCAAGGUAGACUGGAGCCUGCAUCAUACUACUUUGAUGAGAGUGUGGAGCUGUACAAACGAAUGUUGCCCCACGAGAGAUUUGUUCCUGAGAGAUUUUGGACUGAGCUGUGUGACGGAGAUGACUACACAACAGAAAAAGCAAAAAAGCUGGUCAGAAAACUUGGAAUGAAGCAUGUUGUGUCAAACGAUGAGAUAAUAAAUUUCGCGUACCAGCUGGAAUCAGAAGCAAAAGGAAAAGGAAGAAUUGAAGACCUGAAACGGAAAUCAUCAUUACUUUUCAGGAAAGCCUUGAAGAAAGCAUGUGAUCCCAAAGACAACAACGAAAGGCUGCUGGAAAGCAUUGCUGACAUCAAAUUCAUUUUUCCAGUUAAUAUUCGAAAAGAACUGUCCAACUACCACCAACCAUUUGCAGCUGAAGGAACUAUGCACAAUGAUGACAUGGCUCUCAAGGUAAUAAAUGAAGUCAUCAUGACACUGACAAAGGAGAUUAAUGUUCUUUUAGGAAACAGAAUUGCAUCGGGUCACCUUCCAGUGCUGGGACAACUCCUCAUGUGUGACGAUCUGCAAGAUGUUCGGAAAACUCUGGCUAAAAAUCAGAUCCGUGACAGUGCUGAAACUGAAAGUUCCUCUUUUAGUCCAGCAGCCCCUGGGACAGAGAUCCCAGAAGAAUGGCAUGAUUGCUUGGACAUGAAUGUCCUCAACAACUUUGAAGAGGAGGAAUAUGUCGGCUACAGCAUUGAUGACAAGUACAUUUAUGCAGUUAUCGUUGAAGAACUGCCUGGUCACAAUGGACGAUAUUCAUGGAGAUACAAAAUAGAUAUUGGAGAAGAUGAGCCCAUUGAAGUCAGCUGUGUUGAUCUGUUUCAGUUUAAACGAGAAAAGAAGGUAAAAACAGAAAGGAGGAAAUGCAUGGAGCCAGGACCACAGAAGAAGACGCUAAAACCAGAAGAAAACACUUGCAUGGAGCUGGAACCACUGACAGGAGCUGUGCCACAUUCUUCUGAAUUAUCAACAAAUUCUUUACCGGCCUCUGUUGAGGAAGCUAAAAGGGAAAUUGAUAAAUGUUUGGCAGAGAUCUGGAGGCUUCCUGAGGAGGAGAGGCACAAAGCCAUCAAGAGACUGUACCUCAGGUGGCACCCUGACAAAAAUCUGGAUUGCCAGUCUCUCGCCAGUGAGGCAUUCAAAUAUUUACAGAAUCAAAUUGAUGAGCUCAGCAAACCCAAAGCUGCAGGCUCGACCUUUUCAAGCAGAAACACAUAUUUCAGAGGCUUCUAUGAAGAGUGGAAUCAGGAGGCCAGGUAUCACAGAAAUACUCGAGAGAGGUUCUCUAGAGGCUAUAGAGGUUUCCAUUCCUACAACUUCUGGACCCACAAUGAAAAUGUCCCAAGGCCAGACAGAGAAGAGGCCAGACGCUGGUGUAGACAGGCUCGCUGCGAUCUCAAUGCAGCUCACAAAGACACUGGUGGAGGGAGCACAGAGUGGUGUCUGUUUAAGGGUGCAGCUGCUCCUACAGGUGUAGCGGCAAAUCCCGUGAAAAGCAUCGGACCAGUAAUGGUGCAGGAGGCUGAACAUGAAACGCGUCGGAGGUCGUUCGAGUCAGGGUUUGGGUACUGGCAUCAGUUCUCUUCUAUGGCACAAGUGUUUGGCAAACACAGUUAA
Molecule: messenger RNA, 3186 nt
Organism: Pundamilia nyererei
Lineage: Eukaryota; Metazoa; Chordata; Actinopteri; Cichliformes; Cichlidae
Source: RefSeq, a predicted model, not a curated record